UAUUGUGUGUAUUCUACAUGUGUACUGACUUAAGGCAUAUUUUAAUAUAUUUAUUGUUUUAUUUCGGUGCUACACUGAAAGGUUUUUUGUGAAUAAUGACAAAGGGAAUUAUAUACUAGGGGGCUGGGCUUGUAUAUUUGAAUAUCAUGCGCCACUGGGAAAGUCCAAUCAGCGGAGACAAGGGGCAGGCUGAAAUUGUAGGCCUUUAUAAACCCCGCGUCCCGCUUUCUGCUACAAUUCAAACCAACGAAGACUUAACCAUGGCAAGAACUAAGCAAACUGCCCGCAAAUCGACAGGAGGUAAAGCCCCUAGGAAGCAGCUCGCUACCAAGGCUGCCCGUAAAAGUGCACCAGCUACCGGUGGCGUAAAGAAGCCUCAUCGUUACAGGCCCGGUACCGUGGCUUUGAGAGAAAUCCGUCGCUACCAGAAGUCCACUGAGCUGCUGAUCCGCAAGCUGCCUUUCCAGCGUCUGGUCAGGGAAAUUGCCCAGGACUUCAAGACCGAUCUGCGCUUCCAGAGCUCUGCUGUCAUGGCUCUUCAGGAGGCUAGCGAGGCUUACCUGGUUGGUCUGUUUGAGGACACCAACCUGUGCGCCAUCCACGCCAAGAGGGUGACCAUCAUGCCCAAAGACAUCCAGCUGGCCCGUCGUAUCCGUGGGGAGCGUGCUUAAGUUGAUCCCGACAACGUCAGAACAACGGCUCUUUUAAGAGCCAACUCAUUAACUCCUGAAAAAGCUAAUUUUUCCUCUAGUGUUUUACACAAGAAAUAUUAUAGCCCUCGCGUAUACUGUUCUAACCUACAGUACGUAUAUUCCCUCCCUAGUACAUAUCACGUUUGAAAUACAUUGGGUGUUCUGUCCUGGUUCGUACAUAAGACUGGAAUGACCGAGAGGGUGUUGCUUUGCGCUUUGUUUAUAAUUCAGACAGACAGGUUUAGCUCUCUUUACCAUACACACAUUUUGUGGCAUGAAAUUAAGAACUAAUUUUGUACAACCACUGGUGGGUGAUGGUAGUUGUACGCCUAAACAGUUACAGUGCGUCACGAAGUUCGUUACAUUGUUUAAGACUGCGACAAUUUAAUAGCUGAUGUUGUGCGCCCCAUCUUAAAGUACAAAUCACUGCA
Messenger RNA from Clupea harengus (Atlantic herring), 1123 nucleotides. Its product is annotated as histone H3. Lineage: Eukaryota; Metazoa; Chordata; Actinopteri; Clupeiformes; Clupeidae. Gene Ontology annotation, molecular function: structural constituent of chromatin; DNA binding; protein heterodimerization activity. Gene Ontology annotation, cellular component: nucleosome. The record is from RefSeq and is a predicted model, not a curated record.